Messenger RNA from Peronospora farinosa, 1683 nucleotides. Lineage: Eukaryota; Oomycota; Peronosporomycetes; Peronosporales; Peronosporaceae. The record is from the annotation of a GenBank genome assembly.
AUGGUGUCACAGAGCAGUUUUGCACUAAUGCUCGGACUCUUUGUGGGACUCUUUAUGAUCAUGGGCGGCAAGCACGCGCAAUUGCACACGCAUUUAACGCUGGACAAUAGUCUCUUCUUUAAUGUAUUGCUGCCACCGAUUAUCUAUGAAGGAGGGUUCUCAAUCAAACGGCAGGCAUUCUUUCGCAACUUUCCAGCUAUUAUGAGCACAGCUGUCAUUGGCACCGUCGUCGCUGCGACCAUUACGGGUGGCAUUCUAUACCUCGCUGGCGAGUCGGAGGUAGUAACAAGACUUUCAUGGGUGGAAGCUCUGCUGUUUGGAACGUUGAUUAAUGCUGUGGACCCGGUUGCUACGCUGUCGUGCUUUAAUAAAUUGCACGUUCCGCCACUGCUGUUCAAUCUUGUUUUUGGAGAAAGCGUGAUCAAUAAUGCAGUUGCCAUUGGAUUGUACCAGACGCUACAUAGAUGGAAUGUUGGCACUGACUUGAGUUGGAAACAAUUGGUUCGAGUCUUUGUCAACACGAGUGGGAUGUUUGUGGGCUCGCUGCUUGUGAGUGCGACGAUCACUCUUAGCGGCGCUUUCCUACUCAAGCGCAAAGCUUUCUCGACCCUGCACUUCUUCCCCAGUUACGAGAUAUGCCUGUGCUUGAUUUUUAGUCUGCUGACGUAUUAUGUGGCCAAUAGUUUAAAGUUAAGUGGAAUUGUUGCGCUGUUUUUCUCGGGAACCAUGACAGCGCAUUAUCAUUUCAACACGCUAUCACGUGAAGCUCGACAUGCAUUUACUCAUUUACUACACAUGUUGUCCUUUGUGAGUGAAAAUGUCGUGUAUGUAUUCAUGGGCACGUCGGUGGUCAUGAUCUUUUCGGGACAUCAAGAGUGGAAAUCUGGUAAUACUCUUCGCGUGGACGACAUUGACUGGCAAUUCAUCGGUCUUACCCUUGUGUCGUGUAUCGUGUCGCGCUUUUUCAACAUAUUCCCGCUCUUGUGGCUUUCCAAUUGCUCGCGAAAUUCUUGCGAUCGUAUUCCAAACAAGUACAUUAGUGUAAUGUGGCUUGUUGCUCUUCGUGGAUCCAUCGCGUUCGCGCUCGCCAAGCACUGGAACUACAUUGGUCGCUACGGUUCUCACCGACGACUUGUGGAAUCUACCACUCUGAUCGUAGUACUCUUUACGACAAUUGUAAUUGGCGGAAUAACGGGGCCGAUCCUCUUUAAACUGCACCUCACUGGCCAUCACAGUGCACUGAGGCAAUCAGAACCUGAGCCGAACGCUGGACGUGACUCUAUCUCAGACGAAGAUCGUUCACGAGCGCUGCAACGCAGCACCGGCCAUUUUAUGCUUCGUCGAAAUUCUAGAGCUACAGAGCUGCACGAAACACAGACAUCUACUGAAGGCACAACGGGAGAAGAAACAGUGGUGAACGAAGAUCCUGUAUUCACAUCGCGACCACAAUUUCGAGACGAGGAUUACAGCGAUGACGAGGAAGGAGAGCGCAAUGCAGGCUCGCCGACCCAACGCAGUAAAACUCUGACUGGUGUGUUUAUCCGUAACUGGCAGGCCUUCGAUAUCGCGUACAUGCAGCCGAUAUUCGGUGGUUUCCAGACUUCUGCGACUUCGGAUGCACGAGUUGACGAGACAAUCGAUUCUUGCGAACUGGAGGGUGACAAGACACAAGCAAUAAUCUGA